GGAUAAAUAUAGGGUGAUAGUCAUCGCUCCCAGUUACUGAGGCCCCGAUGACAUUGAGAACCAAAGACUUCUCCCCUUCUCUCCACUGCCACUCCCAGUGAACUAGCCAGUCAAUACAGAGCAGCCGCUUGCAGAAGUUGAGGACAGACUGCUGUCACAAUGAAGCUGGUUCGGACCCUUUUCCUUUGCCUGGUGUUGGUGGUGAAGCUGUCCUACUCUCAGGAGGAGGGUGAAGAGGUGGAGGCGGAGGCCCCCGAAGAGCAUGCAGAAGGCCCAGGCGGUGAGGUAGUGGAUGAGAGGAAGCCAUGUGCCGGCUGGAUGGGAGGCGUGCCAGGAACCCCGGGACACAAUGGAGCCUCCGGGAGAGACGGCAGAGACGGACGAGAUGGAACAAAGGGAGACACAGGAGAACCAGGUGCACCUGGAGAGAAGGGUGACACCGGAGAGCCUGGCCUUACUGGUCCAGAGGGACCCCGCGGCUUCCCUGGCACCCCAGGCCUGAAGGGCGACCAAGGGGAGAGCGCCCUCCUCUACCGCUCUGCCUUCAGUGUGGGGCUGACAGACCGCACCCCCAUGCCCAACGUGCCCAUCAAGUUCAGCAAGAUCUUCUACAACGGCCAGAGGCACUACGAUGACAGCACAGGCAAGUUCCGCUGCUCCAUUCCUGGAGUGUACUACUUCACCUACCACCUCACUGUCUACCUGAAAGACGUCAAGGUCAGCCUGUACAAGAGUGACAAGACCAUCAUGUUCACUUUCGACCAGUUCCAGGAAAACAACGUCGACCAGGCUUCAGGCUCCAUCGUCCUGCACCUGGAGACAGGGGAGGAGGUCUGGCUUCAGGUGUACGGAGAAGAGGCCUAUGCAGGAAUCUACGCCGAUAACAUCAACGAUUCCACGUUUUCUGGAUUCCUUCUCUACCCUGAUAUGAAAACAGUAAACGGAGAUCGCUAAAGGGGUGUUCGUGCAGGAGGGACGGGUGAAGGCAUCAGCAGUGUAUACUUAUUAUAAUCAUAUUAUUCUUUUAAGGUUUGUGAUACUUUACUUAAACUUCUAUCAAACGCCCACUUUGGACAACAACGGAGGAUCUCUAGAUCUCUCUUCCCCGUUAAGAAAUUUUUUCCCUUUAAUUUCGAUUUUGUUUUGUUUACUUACUGGUAAAUAGUGUAAUUUACUCUGUUGUUAAUAAAGAGAACAUCUCUUCAAUGGUAGUUUCAGUAUAUCGCCAGUGAGAAUACGCUGUACCCUACACCUUAAAGGAAUUAUACUGUACAAAUACUAUAAAUUACUGGUUGACCCCAGUAUAUUAUACCAAGUGGCCUUGUUGCAUUGACUGAAGCCAGUUCACCAGACUUGCACGAUGUGAGAGAGCAACAGAGGUUUUUUAUUCAGAGUUAAAAUGACCAGGUGGGUCUAUGUGGCAUAGAAAUGUAAUUGUGUCCUCUGUCCACUCAAAGUCUAAUACAGCUCUGCUGCUUAACUUGAUAGCCAGAUGGCUGCACUCCAUGUUACCAGUUGUUGGACUUCUCACAUUUUAUUUAAAGGUAUUUUUAUUCACAAAGGUCACCAAGGAUGCAUAUGUAUUCUGAUGCUGCUUACAGCCAAUAACAAACAGCAGGCCCAGAAGAAAGAGUUGAAAUCAGUUUUGUGUGCUGUCUUAAAAUAUUCCUAUUCAAAUAUUCAAAUGUAUAUUGAAAAUGUUAAGAUUUUCCCAGAAUGACAUAUUAAAACAGUCUUUUAUUAUUCAAUAA
Messenger RNA from Acipenser ruthenus (sterlet), 1751 nucleotides. RefSeq names its product adiponectin-like. Gene Ontology annotation, molecular function: protein binding. The transcript has 3 exons. The record is from RefSeq and is a predicted model, not a curated record. The coding region runs from base 160 to 954 and encodes 264 amino acids. NCBI's taxonomy places the organism in Eukaryota, Metazoa, Chordata, Actinopteri, Acipenseriformes, Acipenseridae.